Gracilinanus agilis (Agile Gracile Mouse Opossum) is the source of this 1426-nucleotide messenger RNA. RefSeq names its product small integral membrane protein 7 (gene SMIM7). Bases 32 to 259 code for a protein of 75 amino acids. Lineage: Eukaryota; Metazoa; Chordata; Mammalia; Didelphimorphia; Didelphidae. The transcript has 5 exons. The record is from RefSeq and is a predicted model, not a curated record.
UUCUGGUUCCGGUGGCUGCUCGACAGUCACCAUGAUCGGGGAUAUCUUGCUGUUCGGGACACUGCUGAUGAACGCCGGCGCCGUGCUCAACUUCAAGUUGAAAAAAAAAGACACCCAGGGGUUUGGGGAGGAGUCAAAGGAACCAAGUACAGGUGACAACAUCAGGGAGUUCUUACUGAGUCUCAGAUACUUUCGAAUCUUCAUCGCCUUAUGGAAUGUUUUCAUGAUGUUUUGUAUGAUUGUGUUAUUUGGCUCUUGAAAAGUCAUGGCUGGAGAACCAGGAGCCAACCUUUAUAGGAUGUUGAUUCUCUGAUCCUGACAACUUUGUGAAUGUGUUUGACCGGAAACUGUUGACCUUCCUACAGAGUUAAAGUUUGUGGGACCAGGGGUGGGGUGGGGGAAAGAUGUAUGCAAAGGUCCUUUGGCCACAGUUUUCAUUUCCAAAGGACACUUUAAUGCAGCCUCUGAAAUUCUGCUCAAUUCACUAGGUGUUUGGUAUUUUGCAAGGAUUCAAAGGUGCCUGGAUAAAUGUCCAUUCCCUCCAGAUAAGAAGCUAUGUCUAGAUCUGGCAAAGAAACAAACUACCCUCUCAAGGAUUGCUUUAAAAGAGCUGUGUUUAAAGUUUAUUUUUUGUGGACUUUUAUUUUUGGGGCGGGGGGGUGUUGAAAACAAAACACAACUGGUAUUUUGUAAUUCUCUACUAUCAGUGCAUUGCUCGUGGCUGGCCAACUUUUAUGCUCCAUUAUGGUCUUUUUCUCUCUAGAGUUUCUAAGUUAUGAGUAAUGAUUGCACUGUGCUAAUCUAUCAGAGCUCUUAGACGGGCACAAUUCUCAUCCCUGUUUCAGGAAAGUUAUUUGGGCCAACUAGUUAGUGUGCUAAUUUACCACAUUGCUUUAGAGAACAGGCACUCUUUUAUAUGAGAGGCUAAUUUUAACACCUAGACAGAGGGAGAAAGUGAACCAUUAUGAGUUCAGUAAAAGAUUUAAAAGAGCUCUAUUCUUAGUGUGUUUGGUACCAACAACUUUUAGGGAAAACAUUGUGAAAAAUAUAUUUUCUUCAUCUCAAAGCCCUUUUAGUCAAGGUAUUUUAUUAAGUAUUAGUAAAAGCCAGGAUAUUGUUUUAGUUGUGAUAUUAAGGUUACAUUCUAAGUAUUUGACUCCCUGGGGCUGCUUUUUUAUUUAGUAAUUUAUAGGGCAAAGAAAUCAGCACACUAUAUGAACCCAAUGAUGUAAGCUUAAAAAGCAAAGAAUAAGAAAUGAAAUUGCUAAAAGGAAACUGAGGGUCAGAUCACUACACUCAAGGAACAUUUUUGUUAUUGUCUGCUUUUUAAAAAUUCUUUGCUUGUAAAGAAUCCCAGGGAGGGAAAAAGUAAGUGUAGUGAUUUGCAGAAACAGCUAUUGGAAAUAAAAUUCAUCUGUAAAAGGAG